Messenger RNA from Peronospora farinosa, 1746 nucleotides. Lineage: Eukaryota; Oomycota; Peronosporomycetes; Peronosporales; Peronosporaceae. The record is from the annotation of a GenBank genome assembly.
AUGACGAAGGACACUAUAAAACGCAAUCAAGACAGUGUCAUGGCUACGGAUGAUACAAUUGCAAUGAACACCAUGAACUACGAUAAGCUUAGGACGCCCAAUAGUAAUGAUUCACCCGUUUCAGGGCGUGUUUUGACCGUAAAACGUUCAGAGAAUGAACCAAAUGAACAAGAGACGACGGUGCAGGAAAAUGGCGAAGAACCUAAGGUUGAUGGCGAAGAAUACGACGAUUUGAUGCAUGGUAUCAAUUCAUUUUGGGCCAUUGUAUUUCCAGUAUGUGUCACGAUGAUUGUCGCUAGUCUUGUGGUUGUAAAUUACCGCAGUUCGAGUAUUGAGGCUUCGAUGUCGUCGUAUUUGGUUUAUGGAGAAUCGGGAUCUGGAGCUAGUAGCAUUGGAAGCAAUGGAGGAGGUUCCGGUAUUGGAGAAUCAUUGGUCAAUGCACUUGUGAUUAUUGGAGGUAUUGCUGUGCUGACAUUUGGCAUGGCGUUAUUGUACAAAUUCAACUGUAUGAAAUUUCUGAGUGGCUACAUCAUGUUUGCUUCGACUGCUAUCUUGAGCUUUGUUGGAGGACAACUUGUGGAUGAGAUUGUGAAUGACCAAUUUGGUUGGGCUGUUGACUGGCCGUCGUUCCUCUUUGUCAUGAUCAAUUUUGGUUUUGUUGGUGUGAUUUCUAUUUUUUACCAGAAAGGAACACCCAAAUUUGUGCAAAAUGGCUACUUGGUCAUGGUCAGUGUCAUCUUGGCCUGGCAGUUUUCCAUGUGGCCAGAAUGGACGACCAUCAUCUUUUGUGUCAUGUUUGCUUGCUACGAUCUGUGCGCUGUGCUUACGCCUUGCGGACCGCUCAAGUAUCUUAUUGGACUUAUUCAGGAGAAGCAGGCGCCAUUACCGGGUCUACUCUACGAAGCUGAUGUUUCUGAUGGUGUUUCGCACGACCGCCAUCGACUACAGCAACAGCAGCAGCAAGAAACACAACGACGAUCUAAAAGCACGCCGGAGGGGGAAGUCGCUGAUAUGCAGCGGCAGUCGUCGUUGGCUACUUCGAAGUCGUCUGGCACCAGCCACCAAAACAGCAACGCCAACGUGCAAGUGACAAACAUCACCCGUGCGGUGCCCCCUCAAGAUUUGAGUCAAGUGCCGAUGGCGGCUCCUGUCCCGACGACGAUUGACUCGUCUCCGAUCCCGGUCCUGUCUUCCGGACAUCGGCCGCGCAAUGUAGCUGAGUCUAACUUCACCACGUAUGAGUGUGAAACGUUGGAAGCGCUUGUGAGUUUGCUCACCACGUUUUACGAGACGUUCAGUCCUGAAGACGCGUGGAAGGCUUCGCAAGUCGCUGAAAAGUUUUUCCCCACACAGGAUCGCCUUUGGCUGCUGAUGUUUCACAAGUACUACGUCUGCUCGUGUUCGAUGGACAUGCCGUGUCCAGUACAGGCAAGACGUGACCGUCGCCAACGCGAACGCAAAGAGGAAGAGGAAGACGGAAAAACCAUUAAACUGGGACUGGGCGACUUUAUCUUUUACAGUGUGUUGGUCGGCCGUGCUGCUAUCAAAGACUUUUCCACAUUUGCUGUUACUUUCGUGUGUAUCGUGAUGGGUCUUGGAGGAACGCUCUUUCUUCUUGCCGUGCUGCACAAGGCGCUUCCAGCGCUGCCUAUCUCAAUUUUUCUGGCCACGAUUUUUUACUUCCUCACAGAGUACAUCUUCAUUGACUUUUGCAGCUUCAUGAUGGCGUUCCCAGCCGCAGUGUAG